This is a messenger RNA of Nicotiana tabacum (common tobacco), 513 nucleotides long. Lineage: Eukaryota; Viridiplantae; Streptophyta; Magnoliopsida; Solanales; Solanaceae. The record is from RefSeq and is a predicted model, not a curated record.
AUGAAUGCCACAAGAACUAAUUGGGCGAAAAAGCUAGAUGAUGCACUUUGGGCCUAUAGAACGGCUUUUAAAACAUUGAUUGGUAUGUCACCAUAUAAGUUGGUGUUAGGGAAGGCAUGCCACUUGCCAGUGGAACUUGAACAUAGAGCGUGGUGGGCACUGAAACAGCUGAAUCUAGACAUCGAGGUUGCGGACACAACAAGAAUCAUAGAAUUGCAUGAGCUUGACGAGUUCAAAUAUCUUGCUUUUUUUAGCACAAGGUUGUACAAGGAAAGAAUGAAGAGGUUGCACGACAAGAACAUUGUGGAGCAAAAUUUCAACCCCGGGGACAUGGUAUUGCUUUAUAACUCAAGAUUAAGGCUAUUUUCGGGGGCUGUAGAGAUUGCCGCAGAGAAAGACUCUCAUAUAUUUAGAGUCAAUGGGCAGAGAUUGAAACAAUAUGCAGGCAUGAAUGAACCAAAGGAAGUGACAGAGAUCCAUCUAACUGAACCUCAGAGGUCGAGCGAACCUUAA